This is a messenger RNA of Antechinus flavipes (yellow-footed antechinus), 7033 nucleotides long. It is a transcript of the gene CHST2, whose product is annotated as carbohydrate sulfotransferase 2. Gene Ontology annotation, biological process: carbohydrate metabolic process; sulfur compound metabolic process; N-acetylglucosamine metabolic process. The record is from RefSeq and is a predicted model, not a curated record. Lineage: Eukaryota; Metazoa; Chordata; Mammalia; Dasyuromorphia; Dasyuridae. Gene Ontology annotation, molecular function: N-acetylglucosamine 6-O-sulfotransferase activity. The transcript has a single exon. Gene Ontology annotation, cellular component: Golgi membrane. Bases 81 to 1652 code for a protein of 523 amino acids.
CGCAGCCGCCGCAGCCGGACCGCGUCGUCUCCGCCCCGGGAAGGGCCUCCGCGGGGCCGCCGGGCUGCGCCGCGCCUGGGAUGAGCAACAGUUCGGCCCGCGCUCUGCCUCCGGGAGUGAGCCCCUGGCCCCCAGUGGCGGCGCCUCGGCCGCCGCUGCUCCAGCUCCGGCCGCUGCCCGCCGGCACCCCGACCGCGGGCGGUUUCUCCCUCUUCCCCCAGUGGCCGAGGCGCCUGGGCCGGCGCUGGCCCGCCUCGCCGCUCGGCAUGAAGGUGUUCCGCAGGAAGGCGCUGGUCCUGUGCGCGGGCUACGCGCUUCUGCUCCUGCUCACCAUGCUCAACCUCCUGGACUAUAAGUGGCACAAGGAGCCGCCGCAGCAGUGCCGCGGGGAGCCCCCCGGGGCCGCACAGCCCCCGGCGCGCCCCGACCUCCGCUCCCUCUACCGCGAGCCCGCAGCCGCGGCUCCGGGCAGCUCGGGGCCCGGCCCGGGGGGCGGCGGCAACAGCAGCGGCCCCGGCUCCAGCUCCGGCCCGGGCCCCCGCAAGCGCCAGCUGGUGUACGUGUUCACCACGUGGCGCUCGGGCUCGUCCUUCUUCGGGGAGCUCUUCAACCAGAACCCCGAGGUGUUCUUCCUCUACGAGCCCGUGUGGCACGUGUGGCAGAAACUGUACCCCGGCGACGCGGUGUCCCUGCAGGGCGCGGCGCGGGACAUGCUGAGCGCCCUCUACCGCUGCGACCUCUCCGUCUUCCAGCUGUACAGCCCCGCGGGCAGCGGGGGGCGCAACCUGACGACGCUGGGCAUCUUCGGGGCCGCCACCAACAAGGUGGUCUGCUCGUCGCCCCUGUGUCCGGCCUACCGCAAGGAGGUGGUGGGGCUGGUGGACGACCGCGUAUGCAAAAAGUGCCCGCCCCAGCGGCUGGCGCGCUUGGAGGAGGAGUGCCGCAAGUACCGCACCCUCGUCAUCAAGGGGGUGCGGGUCUUCGACGUGGCCGUGCUGGCCCCGCUGCUGCGGGACCCGGCCCUGGACCUCAAGGUCAUCCACCUGGUGCGGGAUCCCCGGGCGGUGGCCAGCUCCCGUAUCCGCUCCCGCCACGGACUCAUUCGGGAGAGCCUUCAGGUGGUGCGCAGUCGGGACCCGCGGGCGCACCGCAUGCCCUUCCUCGAGGCGGCGGGACACAAGCUGGGCGGCAAGAAGGAGGGCUUAGGAGGCGGGCCGGCCGACUAUCACGCCUUGGGGGCCAUGGAAGUCAUUUGCAACAGCAUGGCCAAGACCCUGCAGACGGCGCUGCAGCCCCCGGACUGGCUGCGGGGCCACUACUUGGUGGUGCGAUAUGAGGACCUCGUGGGGGACCCUGUCAAGACGCUGCGCAGGGUCUAUGACUUCGUAGGGCUCCUGGUGAGCCCGGAGAUGGAACAGUUUGCCUUGAACAUGACCAGCGGCUCGGGCUCGUCUUCCAAGCCCUUCGUGGUAUCGGCUCGCAAUGCCACCCAGGCAGCCAACGCCUGGAGGGCCGCCCUCACCUUCCAGCAGAUCAAGCAGGUGGAGGAGUUCUGCUACCAGCCUAUGGCGGUGCUGGGCUACGAGAGGGUCAACAGCCCCGAGGAGGUGAAAGACCUCAGCAAGACUCUGCUCCGGAAACCCCGGCUCUAGGAUAGGGUACGGGAGGGGAGACCCGGACUGGGCUUGGCUCCCACUUGGAACCCCGCCCCCCAGGACCUGCUGAGAACUUUGUGGGCUCGGGCGAAUCACGGUGCCCAGUGAAAGGAUAGCCUAAGACCCCAGUCGGGAAGACUUAAGUAUUCUCUCUGUAUCGUAUAUUAUACAAAAAAUUACACUCACACUUGCUAGAAAUGGUUUUGAAUUACGGGGUUUCAAGGAACAGCUACUACGGGUACUUCCCAGAAGAGAUCAGACUUGAAAGAGUUGGCAAGUUUCCCCUCCCCCCUUCUUCCUUCCUUCCAUGCCAUCCCAUCCCCCUCUCACCUUCCGUUCGGAAGUGGGAUGUUGUUCAAAUUCUCAGCAACCAAAAUCUUGUUUACAAACUUUCUGUGGUGUCUGUGGUCAUGUAAAUGAACAGCUUGGAUUUUGGAGAGGGUUGGGUUGAGGGUAGGGGGUUUAGGGAUUGGGUCACUGAGUGGGGUCUGGAGCCCAGGGGAGAAGCAGAAAUCACGGAUUCGUAAAUCUGAAAUGGACUUUUGAGGAAAAAGCAAAGGUUACAUGUGAUUAUUAAUUAAAAAUAAAUGAUAUUCAUUUUUUAAUAACUGUUUUAGUUGCUUUGGAAUUAUCUAUGUUACUUAUCCAGUGCAGCUGCAAACAACACUUGCUUUCCUGGGUACCUGUCCCACGUGGGAAGCCAGAUGGACUGGAGGGAGUGGGGGUGGGGGAAGGCUGUAUUUGCUUGGCUGACUCUUGCUUCUAAGCAGGAGUCAUUUUCUUAUAAAUAAAUCAAGGCUUCUGUCAGGUUCCAGUUCCAGCGUUUGUACACAAAUUUACUAAUACUAUUCACCCCACCCCCAAACCCCUAAAAAAAAAAAAUUAGAGCGAAUCAGUGGAAAAGUACAGCUUCUUUCCUGAUUGUGAAUCUAAGAAGGAAAGUACAAAUUUUUGUGAUUUCAAAAAAAAAAUGUUUUGGUCUAUUACAGUGAUAAUACUCCAGAGGACUUAUUUUCUGUCCAAGCUCUGUCUAGAGUUUAAUUCAGAAUUUGGUUAUUUGAUGUGGUGGGUGACAAAGAAAGUAUUUGAUUGAAAAACAACUAGAGAUCAGAAUACAAUGUAAAAGUUAUUGUGUUGCAUUAUGUGUAUGCACAUGUAUUUACAUACAUGCAUACAUGUAAGUAUUUAUUUGUGUGCCAUGAAGGUGGCCACUCUUAGCUGAAUGGUUACUCAGGAGCCUGGAUCUGAGUGUAUUUGUUUUCUGUUGACAGUCAAUAUAAUGAGGCAUAGGGAAGAAAGCAAUGGAGUUGGAUCAAAAAAGCAGCAAGUUAUUCAGUUUUGUUUUGUUUUGUUUUUUUUUUCCUUCCCAUCUAAAAAAUGUGUAUAUGAAUUUAUCAUGCAUGGCUUGUUUUGGUGCCAGUGGGAUCUGUUACUUUCUUCACAUUUAUCACAAAAAAAGUAUAAAUUUCCUAAGGAAAUGGUAGGCCACAGAAUGAGGCUUUAGUUUGAACUUGUUCAGUAUUCAGUUUUCGUCCUUCCAUAUUUUAAAAUGAAAACAUGGCUCAGUCUGUUUGAAUUUUAAGAGUAGAAUUUUACUUGGUGAAAAACAGUGUAUCUUUUGCACCGGGUAUUAAUGCAGUUCUUAUUCUAACCCUAUAUUGGGCUGAUAUCUCCCUGCAUAAUAUCAGGUUAUGAAAUUUGGGCAUGUAAUGGAGAAAGCAGACAGACUUGAGAUAUCUGAUGUUAAAUAUAGUACAAUUUCAAUAUCCUCCUACCCUGAUUUCACUGUAAUUUAUUAUGAGACCUCUGGAAGAAAGCUUGAGCACAUUCUGUGAACUGUUGAGAAUUUCUUUUUUAGGAAGAAAAAAGAUAAAGAAUAAUGUUCUUGUGAAGAUAUUUAUUUUAACAUGGGAGUGACUAUUAAGUGUAUAACUGUAAUUAUGUGCAGAAUCUAAUUGUAUCAUUAAGGAUUUCUAGAUAAAGAAGCACAAAAGGAGAGAGCAGGUAUUUUCUCAGAAAGAAUAAGGUUUUUUUUUUUUAAAUACUUGAGAAAAAUGAUACAGAAAGAAAACAUGAUCAUUUCUUAAUUUGUCCAGUAGCUUACAGUUUGAUCUUCAUUAUAUUCUGAUUGCAUAUAGGAUGCUUUGAUUCCUGGUUUUCAUGAAAAGCAGUACCAGUAAAUGCAUUUGUGACACUUUUAAUUUAAAAACACUUUUAAAAUUAGAUUAGCACAUAAUAAAUAAGAUGAAUUGAUAUUUGAUGACUACAGAUGGCAUCAUUUUAGGAGGGAAUCAAGGGAACAUCAUAAAAGAGCAAAUAUUUUUAAUAAAAAAAGACUCAGAAGCAAAUUUUUGUGUUAUAUUAGAUUUAAGGAAUCUGAUCUUAUUGGUUGAUAAAUUUAAAUUGAUGUUUUAUUUUUAUUAGAAAUAAUUUUUAAAAGUAUUUGAAUCCCAGUUAGUACAUUUUCACCAGGGAAGUGGUUAAAAGCUUCAGUAUCAUCAAAGUAGUUCUAAAUGUUUUACGUUUUAUAACAUCAUGAGUACUAAGUGGUCUAUAGAAAAGACUGAGCUUCUUACUUGCUAAGUACAUUUGUAACCUAAAUAUCAAUGGUUAUCAUACACCUCCAAUAUUUAAAAAGUUCAUUUUCCCUUUAAAAAAAAUGUAAAUUCAUUGUUUCUCCAUUCCACCCCCUUAUCUUAUAACAGCUACCAUGCCUUUCCAAAUCACAAAUUACAUAUACAUAUGUGUAAUUUAUGAUUUGUAAAGCAUAUUGUCUCGGAGUUUUGUAGGUAGCUGUGGAUUAAUGAAUGGAGUCUAGAACAAUGGGAUGGUCGCCUACAACAAAGAACUAUUCUAUUACAUUCAGUUCUCAUGCCAGGGGGGGUCCAAGAAAUUUAUUAUUUAUUAUUAUAAUGCUUCAUAGUUAACAAGACACUUCCAUUAUUUUAUUUGAUUCUCACAAUUUUCUGGUAAUAGACGCUACAGGUAUUUUAAGCAGCUUUUAAUAGAUGAAGAAACAAAAAUUUAGGAUAUUAAAUGAUGUGCCCAAGGUAACGACAAGUAAUUGUCAGGGACAGAUUUUAAACCCAUUCAGAUUUCAGUCUUAAGUUUUGUUGUGCUGAAGUAAUAGCAAUGUUUAAUGAAAAUAACCAUUCUGUACAACUGUUAAAAUUUUUUUUCUUCAUUUUUGACACCUGUUUAAAAGUUUUUGACUUCUAAAUUCUCUCCCUUCUGUUUCUCCUAUACCCAUUGUGAAGGCUAGCAAUAUGAUGUCAGUUAUUAAUGUGAAGUCAUGCAAGAUAUUUCCAUAUUAGCUGUAUUGGAAAUAAAGAGAAAGCAAGAAAAAACAGAAAGUAAAAAAUUUUGUAUUUGGAGAUCAAUUUUCUCUCUAGAGGUGAGAUAGGAAUUAUCUUGAUCACAGUAGCUAAGUCUUUCACAGUUGAUCAUCUUUAGAAUAUUACUGUGUAUAGUGUUCUGGUUCUGCUCACUUCAAUUGCAUCAGUUAACAAAAGUCUUGAAAUAUAUUGUUACAAUUUAAAAACCUGCCACAGUAAUGUGAUUACUGCAUGAUGGAAAUUAAUUGCUACUAUUAUUUUUAAAGUUUUAUUGAUGUAAUUUUUAAAAUUCCAUUGUCAUUUUCAAAAACUGUCUGCUUCUGCCUCCUUUUCUCCCCUCAACUAUUCUUGUUAUAUUUAAGUAAAACAAAUCAACAUAUUGACCAGAACAGUCAUAUUUACUAGAUUUUGUCAGAAUUAGCAUCAGUAUGCUGAAGUCACAGUUGAUCAUAGCAUUGAUAGAGAUCCCAAAUUAUUUAGUGUUGUUUUUUUCCCUUAUAUUUUUGUGGUCCUGACUUUACUUUUUCUCUGCAUUAUUUCUCCUAAAUUUCUGGGUUCUUAAAUUUUGUCAUUUUUGCGUCACAACAAUAUUUUUUAUAUCAUAUUGAUAGCAUUUAUGUGGCAUUUUAAGGUUAGCAAAGCAUUUUUCAUAUAUUAUUUCAUUUGAUCUUCAUAAUACUGUGAAGUAGGUGCCAUUAUCCCCAUUUUACAGAUGAGGAAACAGAAAAGUGAUUAAACAAUUUAACUCACAGAGUUAAAUAAGUGUGUGAGAUUGGAUUGGAACACGGAUCUUUUUGUCUUCAAGUCCAGCCUGCUAUCUGCUGCAAAUUUGUUCAGCAAUUCCUGAAAUAAUGGUCACCCAAAGAAUUGAGUUCUUUGCAACUGCAAAAAUAAUGUUAUACAGUGUUUGUGUGUGUAUACACAUAUAUUUAUGUUUUACCAUUACCUUUGUCUUAAAAGUUCCUUUGUGUAUAUACACCAUAUCCAAGAGUAUGCAUACUUUUUUUUAAAGCAUAAUUCCAAAUAAUUUUCCAGAAUGAGUGGACUAAUGCACAGCUCCACAUAAUGUAUUUAAUGUGUCUUUUUAUAGUCCCUCUAUUGUUCGCCAUUUUCCAUAAGUCAUCUUUGCCAGUCUGAUAGAUACAAACCUUUUUCAUUUUUUCAUUCCUCUUAUUAGUGAUUUGGAGUAUUUUUCAUAGUUAUUGAUAGCUUUUCCAUUUGAAAACUAUUCAUAUCCUCUGACCACUCAUUAGGAAACACCAUUAAUUUUUAAAUCUUCAGCAUUAAAAAUAAGCAGUGGAUUUGCAACAACAAAUGGGUUCAAGUAUGACUCAAUUAUUUAUUAACUAGGGUAUCUUGGGCAAGUCACUUAAUGUCUUUGAGUCUCAGUUUACCUUGUUUGUGAAGUGAGUGGAUUGGACUAAAUUAUCCAGCUCUAAAUCCUAUGUCUUUACAAAGAUAUAAUGUCUUGACAAUUCUUUUUGACAUUGUAAUGAAAGAUCAAUUAGAAAAUAUUAAUAAAAACAGGUGCCAUGGACUUAUUACAACAUGAGUUGAGGAAAAUUCUGUUACAUGAACUGUUUUAGUGAUUCCACAAUUGGGUACCAAUAAUAUAAGAAUGGAUGCUCCUCAAAGACAGAGACUUUUUUUUUUUUUUGUCUUGUAUUUCUAGUUCCUAAUUCACUAGCAUCACAGGUGCCUAUUAAAGGUUUAUUGAUAAUCAAAUUGUUAGCUAUAUGCACCAAGGUUGGGCUGGUGACGCAAAGCCAAAAUAAAAUAUCCAGCAUGCCUCAAUAUAACCAAGAGAAUAUUUUGUGGUUUAAGAAGACUAAAUAAAAUAGAUGAUCAUUAAUUGGGAAAUAACUAAACAAAUUGUGGUAUAUGAAUGUAAUGGAAUAUUACUAUGCCAGUUGAGGAAUGGAGAGAAAUCAGGGAAGAUGAAUAUGAACUGAUACAGAGAAUACAAAGUGAAAUUAGAAUCAGAAAAAUAUAUGUGAUUUAUGUCAUUGUAAAUGGAAAGAACAAUAAAAUGAAAUGAAGAUG